AUGCUGUGGAAUUGGUACACUGUUGAUUCAUGUUUUAUUGCUCGCUCGUGGCACAUUACCUCUAAGGGGAUGUUUACAGGUAACUAUAUCGGAGUCGUUCUCCUCGUCGUCUUUCUCAAUACGAUCGCUAUAUUGUCGCACAAGUCCGCUUCUCCCGAUAAUGGUACAAGCAAAAUCCCUCCCACUAACUCCUCCGUCGCCCGUGCCCCCGUCGCAGCAUCGAACUUCCGUCCCAGUGUAUUGCAACAAACUAUCCGCGCACUCCUACACAUGCUUCAGUUUGCUGUUGCUUACUUCGUCAUGCUGCUCGCUUUAUAUUACAACGGGUACAUCAUAAUCUGCAUCUUCAUCGGGGCCUAUUUUGGAUAUUUCGUCUUCUGUUGGGAGAGCUUCAAUGUGGGGCAGGGUGGAAAGGACCGUAUGUAGGAGAAUGUGACU
Molecule: messenger RNA, 438 nt
Organism: Cucurbitaria berberidis CBS 394.84
Lineage: Eukaryota; Fungi; Ascomycota; Dothideomycetes; Pleosporales; Cucurbitariaceae
Product: Tctr2 protein
Exons: 3
Coding region: 1-426 (141 amino acids)
Biological process (GO): copper ion transmembrane transport
Cellular component (GO): membrane
Molecular function (GO): copper ion transmembrane transporter activity
Source: RefSeq, a predicted model, not a curated record